CGUGGGGGUCGCUCCAUGCCCGGGGGGGAGCCGGAGGAGGGCGGGGGAAUGGCGGGAGGGCGGCGGGCAGGAGGAGGAGGAGGAGGAGGCAGCAGCGCAUCACCCGGGGGGGUGUCGGUGAAGAUGUCGCUUCGCCGCGCCUACUCCAUCAAGGACAAGCUCCAGGCUAUCGAGAGGGUGAAGAAGGGCGAGCGCCAGGCGUCGGUGUGCCGCGCUUUCGGGGUGCCGGGAGGCACGCUCCGGGGCUGGCUGAAGGACGAGGCGAAGCUCCGCUGGUUCCUGGAGCAGCUCGGCGGCGAGGUGGGCACCCAGCGCAAGAAGAUGCGCUUGGCCAACGAGGAGGAGAUCGACCGCGCCGUCUACGCCUGGUUCCUCGCCCUGCGCCAGCACGGCGUGCCGCUCUCCGGACCCCUCAUCCAGGCGCAGGCGGAAGCCUUCGCCCGGCAGAUCUACGGGCCUGAAUGCACCUUCAAGGCCAGCCACGGCUGGUUCUGGCGCUGGCAGAAGCGCCACGGCAUCUCCAGCCAACGCAUCUACGGCGAGGGCGGCCUCCCCGCCGAGCCCGAGCGUGCCCCGGCCGCCCGCGCCGAGGUCCUGCCCGACGCCGGCGGCUACGGGGACGAGCAGAUCUACAACGCCAACAUCACCAGGCUCUUCUGGAAGCUUCUUCCCGGCGCUGGAAUCGCGGCGAGGCGUCCGGCCCGCGGCGAGCGCGUCACGGUGCUGCUGGCCGCCAACCUGACCGGCUCCCACAAACUCAAGCCCUUGGUGGUUGGGAGUCUCCGUGAUCCCGCCAGCCUCCGGCAUCACAACCAGGAGAAAUUCCCGGCUUGCUACCGCUACAGCCCCGAGGCCCGGCUGGCGCCAGCGCUUCUGCGGGCUUGGUUUUUUGAGGACUUCGUGCCGGGGGUCAAGCGGUACCUGCGGCGCAGCUGCCUGCAGCAGAAGGCCGUGCUGCUGCUCAGCUCCGCUCCGUCCCGCUCCUCAUCGGGGGCUGAGGAUCCCUCACCGCUCCAGACUCCGGACGGCUCCAUCCGCGCCCUCUUCCUCUCCAAGGGUCCCUCCGGGAGCGGCGUGGCCGGAGCGGGAGGCCGAAUCCCGGCACCGCUGGAGCAAGGGGUGGUGUCGGCCUUCAAGCAGCUCUACAAGCGGGAGUUGCUGCGCUUGGCCGUGUCCUGCGGCGGCCCCGGCGGCCCCGCGGACUUCGUGCGGUCCUUCCUCCUCAAGGACAUGUUGUACCUGGCUGGCCUCUCCUGGGACCUCAUCCCGCCCGGAUCCAUCGAGAAGUGCUGGCUGCUGGGGCUGCGCGCCGCCUUCGAGCCCCAGCCCGGCGAGGAGGAGCACGGGGACACCGCGGGAGGGGAGGAAGGCGGGGGGGACAGCAAGGUCUUCAGUGACCUGACCCACCUGGCCGCCUUGGCCUUCAAGCGCCUGGCUCCCGAGGAAGUGUCUGACUGGCUCCACCUGGAUGAUGCAGCUCCAGGCGCGGAGGAGGAUGAUGAAGGCGAGGAUGACGCCGAGGAGGAAGGCGCCGAGGGCUGCGGAGCGGAGGAGGAUGAGGAGGAGGAAGCAGCUGGUGGCAAAAGGGGUGGGGAAGGAGGGGAUCCUUUGCUGCCCACGGCUGGGGAAGCCAUCCGGGGUCUGGAGACGGCGCUGCGCUGGCUGGAGGGACAGGACCCCCGGGAAGUGGGGCCGCUGAGGCUGGUGCAGCUGCGCUCCCUCAUCUCCAUGGCCCAGCGGCUGCGCCGCGGCCACAGCCCCCAGUCUUAGGGCAGUGGUAACCCCCAUUUUUUGGCUACCAACCACCCCUGGUUGGCCACAGAGCUGGGGACACCCCGGUUGUCCCAGGGAGGUGGCGGUGGAGGUGCCACUCACCCCCCUGUGACCGUGACUCGCUGGGGAUCGGGAAGCCCAGAUGCUUGUGGGUCACAAUUUAGGGGAUUUUUUUGUGUGACAGCUCGAAUUCCAGGGUUGUUCCUUACCUAAAUAUAUUUAGGAGGUGCUAUUUUUUACAUCCCUCAUGGCCCCUGGUUGCUGGCACUGCCAGAAAGGGGGUGGGUGCACCCCUCAAAUUGCCCAGUUCUGCCAAUUCCGUGGGGAGAAGGGGCGAGGGAAGGACCUCAGCAUCCCUGGGAUAAUGGGGGAUGUUGCUCUGUUACUCUGAGAUGUAACACUGAAGUGUUUCACUGAAAAAUCCCCAAAUCCCAGAGCGUGGCUGAGGUGGGCAGGGACCACUCCCAAGGUGCUGCAGGAGAAAUAUUCCACCUUGGAAGAGGCUGGUGACGCCCUUCCCACUGCCAAAACAGAAUCCUGUUAAACCAGGAUGGUUUGGGGCUGGUUUAAGACAUUUUCCUCCAGGCACUGGGUUGGGAAAGGGACACUUGGGUGGCAUCCCAAGAGAGAGUCACCGUCAUUCCCAUGGGAACACCUGGACCACAGAGACCUGCUGAACCAGGGACCAUCACCUGAGCACCCUCAAGGAGCUGAAGGCUCCAGGGAUGGGGGUUGAGGUGCUCCCCAAGGGGUUUUUGGGGUGGCCAGGGCCGGAGGAUGCAUCUGAGCGGGUUGAGGUUGGAGCAGGGAAGGCUCCCAGCACCAAAUCGGAAUAUUGGGGGCAUCUGAUAGGAAUUUAGGAGUUCCUCACCUGAUCUGGAUGAAAUUUUAGGGUGUUUAGUCGAAUUAUUGGAAGAGGGAAAUUAAAUGAACUCCUCAGUGCUGCCGUGCCCCCGUGUCAGCGGGCAGGUGGGGGUUUUUACUUGUUGGGUCUUUGUCUCCUCGCUGCAGAGUUUAUGGAAAUAAAAUGGAUUUUUAUUCCCACGUGAAUUAUCGUCUGUGAACUGUCACGUGGAGCCAUCCCAGAGGGAUUUUGGGUGGCACCAGGGGGAACUUCAUGGGGUUGUGUCCUCUCAGUGUGGCCUUCUCCACACCAAUAGGGUAUAAUCAUGUAAAACCACGUUUCUGUUUAUUUUUAUCACUUUUUGCACCAAAAUCACCCCAUGAGAAGAUUUUGGACCUUGGGGUGUGGCUCAUUUCAAACAGGAGUUUGUGAAUGAAAGGAGGGUUCAGUUGUGUGACAAAAAUGUUGCAAAGAUCAGCAGAAGGUGCUGGGCUGGAGGUCUGUGAGUGGUUUGGGGAGGGUGAAAAUAUCAAAUCAUGGAAUGGUUUGGGUUGGAAGGGACCUGCAAGGCCAUCAAAUUCCAGCCCUCUGCUGUGGUCAGGGCCACCUUACCCUACCCCAGGUUGCUCCAAGCUCAGUCCAGCCUGGCCUUGGACACUUCCAGGAAUGGAGAAGCCACAGCAUCUCUGGGAAUUCCAUUCCAUUUCCUCACCACCCUCCCAAGCAGGAAUUCUUUCCCAAUAUCCCAUCUAACCCUGUCCUCUGGCAGUGGGAAGCCAUUCCCUCUUGUCCUGGCACUCCAGGCCCUUAUCCAAAGUCAGGGCUCAGCAUCCAGAUAUUCCCACCAGUGACGUUUUGCCAAGAAAAAAACCUUUUCAUCCUCAAAGCAGUUCCCAAAUCAUGGCUAAUUGCAUCCAUGCAGGUGCCAGGAGGCAAACAGAGCUUAAUUGGGGCAUUGAAAAGGCUCAGAUCCUCUCCUGAUGGGCAAGUUUGAGUUUCUACCGCUCAAUAUUCCCGGAGCUGGGAGCAGAUCAGGGUUUCCAUCCCAUUCCCUGGUACCAGGGUGGGAUCGUGGUGCAGAUUUUUUGGCUGGUUGAGCUCUUGCCCGUAGUUCUGGAAUGUGGGCAGCAUCCUCAUGGAUGUGGCUCUGACCACAGGGAUGCAGCCGUUCUCCCAGCCCCAGCAGGCUUAAAUUGGGAUCACCUCAUUCCCAAAAGUCUCUCCCCAGUGCCACACAUCCCACACCAGCUUCAUCCUUGGUGA
This is a messenger RNA of Prinia subflava (tawny-flanked prinia), 3880 nucleotides long. It is a transcript of the gene TIGD5, whose product is annotated as tigger transposable element derived 5. Gene Ontology annotation, cellular component: nucleus. Gene Ontology annotation, molecular function: DNA binding. NCBI's taxonomy places the organism in Eukaryota, Metazoa, Chordata, Aves, Passeriformes, Cisticolidae. The transcript has a single exon. Bases 16 to 1770 code for a protein of 584 amino acids. The record is from RefSeq and is a predicted model, not a curated record.